AUUAACGUGACUGUGUCAGCUGGAUCAGCAGCCAUCCCACUGCUCCCUUUGUCAGAGGGUGCUGAGAGUAGGGAGGCAUGGAGGAGAGCAAGAAGGAGAUGGUGAAUCGAGCUCACCUCCUCUUUGACCGGUUUGUGCAGGCCACCACCUGCAAGGGGACCCUCAAGGCCUUCCAAGAGCUCUGUGACCACCUGGAGCUGAAGCCGAAGGACUACCGCUCCUUUUAUCACAAACUCAAGUCCAAGCUUAACUACUGGAAAGCCAAAGCCCUCUGGGCAAAGCUGGACAAACGGGGCAGCCACAAGGACUACAAAAAGGGGAAAGCAUGUGCCAACACCAAGUGUCUCAUCAUUGGAGCUGGCCCCUGUGGUCUCCGCACAGCUAUUGACUUAUCCUUAUUGGGAGCUAAGGUGGUCGUUAUUGAGAAACGAGAUGCCUUCUCCCGCAACAAUGUCUUGCAUCUCUGGCCAUUCACCAUACAUGAUCUGCGAGGUCUGGGUGCCAAGAAGUUCUAUGGCAAGUUCUGUGCUGGAGCCAUUGACCAUAUCAGUAUCCGUCAGCUUCAACUAAUACUUUUGAAAGUAGCCUUGAUCCUAGGCAUUGAAAUCCAUGUCAAUGUGGAAUUCCAAGGACUUGUACAGCCUCCUGAGGACCAAGAAAAUGAACGGAUAGGUUGGCGGGCACUAGUGCACCCCAAAACUCAUCCUGUAUCGGAGUACGAAUUUGAAGUGAUCAUCGGAGGGGAUGGCCGGAGGAACACCUUGGAAGGAUUUCGUCGCAAAGAAUUUCGUGGCAAACUGGCCAUUGCCAUUACAGCAAAUUUUAUUAACAGAAAUACAACAGCAGAAGCCAAAGUGGAAGAGAUCAGUGGUGUGGCUUUUAUUUUCAACCAAAAAUUUUUCCAGCAACUGAGGGAAGCCACAGGUAUCGACUUGGAGAACAUCGUCUACUAUAAAGAUGACACGCACUAUUUCGUUAUGACAGCCAAAAAGCAGAGUUUACUGGACAAAGGGGUGAUACUGCAUGACUACGCCGACACAGAGCUCUUGCUUUCCCGGGAAAAUGUGGACCAAGAGGCUCUGCUGAGCUAUGCCAGGGAGGCAGCAGACUUUUCCACCCAGCAGCAGCUGCCAUCUCUGGAUUUUGCCAUCAAUCACUAUGGGCAGCCCGACGUGGCCAUGUUUGACUUCACUUGUAUGUAUGCCUCCGAGAACGCCGCCUUAGUGCGUGAGCAGAAUGGACACCAAUUAUUAGUGGCUCUGGUUGGGGACAGCCUCCUGGAGCCUUUUUGGCCAAUGGGAACAGGAAUAGCCCGGGGCUUUUUAGCUGCUAUGGACUCUGCCUGGAUGGUACGAAGUUGGUCUCUAGGAACAAGUCCCCUGGAAGUCCUAGCAGAGAGGGAGAGUAUUUAUAGGUUGCUGCCCCAGACCACCCCUGAGAAUGUGAGUAAAAACUUCAGCCAAUACAGCAUAGACCCUGUCACCAGAUAUCCCAAUAUUAACGUCAACUUCCUCCGGCCAAGCCAGGUGCGCCAUUUAUAUGAUACUGGAGAAACAAAAGAUAUUCAUCUGGAAAUGGAGAACCUGGUGAAUUCCCGAACUACCCCAAAGUUGAUACGCAAUGAGUCUGUAGCUCGUUCAAGCAAACUGCUGGGUUGGUGCCAGAGGCAGACCGAUGGCUACGCAGGGGUGAAUGUGACAGACCUCACCAUGUCUUGGAAAAGUGGCCUGGCCCUGUGUGCGAUUAUCCACAGAUACCGCCCCGAUCUGAUAGAUUUUGAUUCUUUGGAUGAGCAAAAUGUGGAGAAGAAUAACCAACUGGCCUUUGAUAUUGCUGAGAAGGAACUGGGCAUUUCUCCCAUCAUGACAGGCAAAGAAAUGGCCUCGGUGGGGGAGCCCGACAAGCUGUCCAUGGUGAUGUACCUGACUCAGUUCUACGAGAUGUUCAAGGACUCGCUCUCCUCCAGGGACGCCUUGGCCCUGAAUGCUGAGGAGAAGGCAGUCCUGAUAGCCAGCACCAAGUCUCCCAUCUCCUUCCUAAGCAAACUCGGGCAGACCAUCUCUCGGAAGCGUUCUCCCAAGGAUAAAAAGGAAAAGGACUUGGAUGGUGCUGGAAAGAGGAGAAAGACUAGUCAAUCAGAAGAGGAGGAGGUACCCCGGGGCUACCGAGGAGGAAGGCCCACGCUGGUGAGCACUCUGACGGACAGGAGGAUGGACGUGGCCCUCGGUAACCAGAACAAAGUGAAGUACAUGGCAACCCAGCUGCUGGCCAAAUUUGAAGAGAACGCACCGCCACAGUCCACUGGCAUGAGGAGACAGCCGACACAGGAGCGUGGGGUGAGCCAGCCAUCCUGCUGCCUGCCUGAGCAGGGUCGCCCUGCUUCCAUCCCCCAGUGGAAACAGCGACGGGAAAAGGAGCGUUCUCGGACCUGUCCCAAAAAAGUGAUCACACUUUCUCCUCCCCCUACUCCCUGUCGGGCGCGUGGCAGCCAGCAGACUUACAGGGAUCUUGGUGCUGACAGCCGUGGCAAGCAGAGUCCCCACCAUGAGAGGCCAGAGCCUGAACCUUCUCGUCGAUUUUUUGUUGACCAGUGGGAGCUUUCUCUUAGUCUCCGCUCUUCCAACCGCCCCGCCUCUCCCUCCUCUGACUCCCUCCGACAGAAGUAUAUAAAGAUGUACACGGGCGGAGUGAGCUCAUUGGCUGAGCAGAUAGCCAAUCAGCUUCAAAGGAAAGAACAGCCCAAAACCCUUCUAGACAAGAAGGAACUGGGCUCCGUGAAGAAGGAGUUCCCGCAGAACCUGGGAGGCAGCGACACGUGCUAUUUUUGCCAGAAGCGAGUCUACGUGAUGGAGAGGCUGAGCGCCGAGGGCAAGUUCUUCCACCGGAGCUGCUUCCAGUGCGAGCACUGCGCCGCCACGCUGCGCCUGUCGGCCUACGCCUACGACGCCGCGGCCGGUAAAUUCUACUGCAAACCGCACUACUGUUACCGACUCUCCGGCUCCGCCCAGAGGAAGAGACCAGCACUGGCUCCUCUGUCUGGAAAGGAGGCCAGAGGACCCCUGCAGGAUGGCCCCACUGCAGACGCAAAUGGACGGGCCAACGCCAUCACCAGCCCUGCUGCGAGAACUCCAGGUUCAGGUGUGAAUGGCCUGGAGGAGCCCAGCAUUGCCAAGAGGCUGAGGGGUACUCCUGAAAGGAUUGAGCUGGAGAACUACCGCCUGUCUGUGAAACAGGCAGAGGAGCUGGAGGAGGUGCCCGAGGAGACGCAGGCUGAGCACAACCUGAGCAGCGUGCUGGACAAGGGCGCAGAGGAGGACGUGGCCAGCAGCAGUUCUGAGUCUGAAAUGGAGGAGGAGGACGAGGAGGAGGACGAGGAGGAGGAGCAGCCUCCGCUGCCCACCUCGGACCUGGGCGGUGUUCCUUGGAAGGAGGCUGUGAGGAUCCAUGCUCUUCUGAAAGGGAAGAGUGAAGAGGAACUGGAGGCCUCGAAGAGCUACGAGCCUGGGAAUGAAGAGGACGAGGAGGAGGAGGAGGACGAGGAGGAGGAGGAGGAGGAGUAUGACGAGGAGGAGGAAGAGUCUAGUGAAGAAGGGGAGUAUUGCCCCUGGGACAGAGAACUCCGGCAAGGCCAGUGGCUCCAGCAUCUGUCAGAAGAAGAAGACACGGCCGGGAGCCACAGGCUACAGCAGAUCAUGAAUCCAGCCGAUCCCUUGGAGAUCCAGGCUGAUGUGCACUGGACGCAUAUUCAUGAGAAAGAGGAGGAAGAGCAAAUGGUGCCGACCUCUGAGUCCUCUACUUCUAGAGUGCCUGGCCUUCCCUCCAUACGCCGCGCAGCAGUGCAGGCCUGGCUGGAGACGGUCUCCCGAGUUCCAUUUGAUGAGAAUGACCUGGAGGAAGAUGUGGACUCGGAGCCGGCAGAGAUAGAAGGGGAGGCAGCAGAGAAUGGGGACACAGGGGACACUGGUGCUGAGCUGGAUGAUGAUCAGCACUGGUCUGAUGACGUCCCCUCAGAUGCCGACACGGAGCUGCGCCUGCAGCACCAGGCAGCAGUGGAGGCGGAGCUGGAGUUGAGGGUAUCAGAAAAUGAGGAGGAGCCACCACCGGCCACACCAAGGCGCCAAGAGAGAGGUCCUUCCCAAGUCUCCAGCCCCACUCGGUCCCCUGAGGAACAGCCUGUCCUCUUCUCCCCAGUGCACAGCCCUGAGACAGAGGGGGCCCAAAGCCCACUCACCUCUGCCGCUGCCAACGGGAAAUCACCCGGAGAGCACCUUUUCCCCGAGCCUUUGCUCCUCACAGCAAAGCCCAGAGCAGAAGCACCCACUGAUCAGAAAGUGGUGCCCUCUCCCAUCCGCUCACAGCCAGUGGCUCUGCCGGAAGCCAGGACAUCUACCACCCCAGUUAGCUCGCAGCACCUGUCAUCGUUGGCCGCCUCCACCCCUCCCACCCAGCUCCCCAUUUGCUCCCAGCCUCAGCCUUCCUCUGAGGCCACUGUCCCAUCCCCAACCAAGUCCCCCAUACGCUUCCAGCCUGUUCCAGCCAAAACAUCGACCCCCCUGACCCCCAUCCCCAUGAAGAACCAAGGGGAUGCCAAGGACAGCCUGGGUAGCCCUCUUGCUGUGGACGAGGUCCUGAAACGGAAUGACCUAGUGGCAGAGUUCUGGAUGAAGAGCGCCGAAAUCCGCCGCAGCCUUGGGCUAACACCCGUACAUCGGAGCAAAGGGCCGGAGCCCAGCUUCCCCUCACCUGCCUUUAAGCCAGUGUCCCCAAAGUCCUAUUCAGUUGAGAAGUCUCCGCAGGGUGAGGGGCUCCAUCUUCUAAAACCACCACCUAUUCCCAAGAGGCUGGGCCUGCCAAAGUCAGAUGGUGACCAGCCCUCCCUGCCGACCCCCAAGUCCCCCUCUGACAGACAGCUGAAGAGCUCCCACGAGGAGCAGAGAGACCUGUCCAGCAGCUCCGGGCUGGGCCUUCAAGAAAGCUCCUCCAACAUGAAGACUCUGGGCAGCCAGAGCUUCAACACCUCGGACUCCACCAUGCUCACUCCGCCUUCCAGCCCGCCCCCCCCUCCGCCUCCGGACGAGGAGCCCGCCACUCUUCAAGGGAAGCCGUAUCAGGGGUACGAGCAUAAGGAAGCUGGGCCCAAGGCCUCAGUGAUCCCACCUCUGCCACCUGCUACCUUUAUGCGUCCCCCCCGGGAGUCUGCCCGGCCCCCCCAGGAGGAGUUGCGGAAGUCAUUUGUAGAGAGUGUGGAGGAGAUCCCCUUUGCCGAUGAUGUGGAAGACACGUAUGAUGACAAGACUGAAGACUCAAGUCUGCAGGAGAAGUUCUUCACACCCCCCUCCUGCUGGUCCUGCUCUGAGAAGCCCCUCCAGCCACCCCUAGCCAAGGAGAAUGGUAGGUUGCCUACUCAGGAGAGUGGGGUCCAGCCACAGAAGAGGGGGCUGCCCUUAGUCUCUCCAGAAGCCAAGGAGCUGGCUGAGGAGCGCAUGCGAGCCAGGGAGAAGUCUGUCAAGAGCCAGGCAUUGAGAGAUGCCAUGGCCAAGCAGCUGAGUAGGAUGAAGGAGAUGGAGAUGGCAGCUGGGACCUCCAGGCCCCCCGGUGGCACCGCCCGCAGAGCCGCCUCUGUGCUCUCCAAGGGCAAAGAAGUCGGCCCAGAGUCUCCUAAGUGCCCAGUGCUAAAAGGCCCCGAGGAGCCCACCCUGAAGCAUGAAGCCACUAGUGAGGGGGUCCUCUCUCCUCCAUCGGACUCAGGGGGCCCAGAUGGUUCAGUCACCUCAUCUGAGGGCUCCAGUGGGAAGAGCAAGAAGAGAUCGUCACUCUUCUCCCCUCGCAGAAACAAGAAAGAGAAGAAGUCCAAAGGAGCGGGCCGGCCCCCGGAGAAGCCCAGCCCAAGCCUCCUAGAGGAAGCAGCCACCAAGCCCAAGUCCUUGUGGAAGUCAGUCUUCUCUGGGUACAAGAAGGACAAGAAGAAGAAGGGUGAGGACAAGUCCUGCUCCAGCACCCCUUCCAGCAGGACCACUGUGGACUCGGGCAAGCACAGGAUGUCUCCUCUCAUGAAGGCAGGGCUGCAGCUCGGGCGCCAGCUGAGUUUCUCGGAGGACUCUGACCUCUCCAGUGACGACAUCCUGGAGAGGUCCUCCCAGAAGUCUAGGCGAGAGUCGAUUUAUGUGCCACACGCCUUGGCAUUCAGGAGAUCAUAUGCAUCAAAGCCAAGAACCUACACAGAGGAGGAGCUGAAUGCCAAGCUGACCCGCCGCGUGCAGAAGGCAGCUCGGAGACAGGCCAAGCAAGAGGAACUGAAGCGGCUGCACCGAGCCCAGAUCAUCCAGCGGCAGCUGGAGCAGGUGGAGGAGAAGCAGAGGCAGCUGGAGGAGAGAGGGGUCGCUGUGGAGAAGGCACUCCGCGGUGAGGCAGACUAUUGGGGAGAGGCUUAUUACAGUGACCUCAUCGACUUGCAUCUGGGUGUUGAGCCCAGUGGCGGGACUCCACGGCGUAGACCUCUCUCCUUCUGCCCUUGCUGUGUCCAGGAAGGAAUGGGCAAGAAGGAUGACCCCAAGCUGAUGCAGGAGUGGUUCAAGCUGGUGCAAGAGAAGAAUGCCAUGGUGCGCUACGAGUCGGAGCUGAUGAUUUUCGCCCGGGAGCUGGAACUGGAAGACCGGCAGAGCCGCCUGCAGCAGGAGCUCCGGGAGCGGAUGGCAGUGGAAGAUCACCUGAAGACUGAGGAGGAGUUGUCAGAGGAGAAGAAGAUCCUGAAUGAGAUGCUGGACGUAGUGGAGCAGAGAGAUGCCCUCGUGGCCCUGCUGGAGGAGCAGCGGCUCCGGGAAAAAGAGGAGGACAAGGACCUGGAGGCCGUCAUGCUGUCAAAGGGCUUCAGCCUGAACUGGUCCUGAGCUCCUGCCGGUGCCCUGGCUGGCUGGUCUGCAGCAUCUGCCCAACCUGGGCUGGGUUCUCCCAAACCGCCCAGAUCUGAGAUCUGAGAAGGCCUGGCACCUCCAGGAGUUUGCACUCAAAUGUCCACACGCCUCUUGAAAGUGAGCCAAGUGUCUGUGCGGCUGGGAGCCCCAGGUGGAGAUGAUUACCUGAGAUGGCUCAGCCUCCUCGGAAGAGGCCCACCCUGACUUCCCGCUCCAGGGAGAGAGCCUAGAGUGUUUGCCAGAUGAUGUGGGAAAAGGAGAAUCUGCACGCUCCCUGAGGACGUGGUGGCUGGUGCCUUCUUGCACAGGCGCGUUCGGUGAGAGAAGGAAGCAGCCCCUCUCUGCCAGGCCCGCAGCCAAGAGCGCCCCUCGCUGGAGCGCAGGGGCCGCUGGCUUCUCAUGCUCCCUGAAGACCACCAAAGAAACAGAGGCGGCUCUCCAGGAAAGCGAGAUGUGAACCACGACCAGGAGGGGCAGGGCCAAGCCAGGGCGGCGCCCACCCCAGCAUCACAGGGGAGCCAAGGGUGGGCUGGCUCCCAGAUUCAUUAUGCAAGUAAGGAGGACCCUGGAGGGGUCUGCUCCCAGCCCCUGAACCACACACUGGACCCUACGUGGCCAAAUGCCCAGGCCUCUCUGGCUGUGGCCUGAGGCCUGUGGAUUGUUGCAUUUUGCUUUAAUUCACAACUGUUUGACACUGGAAAAUGCUGACUUCAGGGGACAGGGGUGAGGCCUGCCUUUCAAGCCCCCAGUUGACAGUGUUGUCACUGUUCCACACUUCUUGUCGGGCAGGAGACAAUCUUGUCCUUGGCGUCUUUCCUGUGUUUGCACAUUGAAACUCUCCACCACUUCAGACCCUUUUUGUCAGUUAACUUAUUUUUUUAAUACUUGAAAAGAAGCAACUUCAUUUUUAUAUCUUUACUAGAGACACUGAUCGCCCGGCAGCUGCUGCGGGAGUGACAAGGGUGUCCCGCUUGUGCUGCACAGUCUCACCGCACGCCGACCACAGGCUCGCCACGUUGCCUGUCCUGGGCCUCCUUCAGUGUCUCGGGCGGGCGGCCGGGGUGCCCUGUGGCCUUGUGCAGCCCUUGCCCACAGCCCUGUGUUUCCUCCUGCACUUGGUGUCUGGCCCUCUUCCUUCACCCGGCUCCCUGCGUGCGCUCUGGCGCCAGCCUUCAUGUCUGCCCCAGCCACUCAUCAGGGAUACAUUUCAGCACUGCUUGCGGCCAAGCCAGAAGGCACAGAUGCCGCUUGUCUCUCCCUGUUGGGACCUUGGCUCUGUAGAACCCAUGUUUUUCUCAGUUUUGGUGCCAGAGUUUAACCUCCCACCACACAUUUGCUAAAGAAAGUCUUUGGGUAAGCCUCUCCCAGGCUGGCUGAGACAGUAUGAUGGGACCUUGUAAACCAUCCGGCUGGUGAGAGUUCCCUCAGCCCAGCCUCAGCUCCAACCAGAGAGAAAUGCACCUGCUGCAGCACAUAUUGGAUUUAGGUUGGUCUCACAGACAGGUAAAACUCCAGCCCAACCUCCCCUUUACCUGGAUCUCCAUGGGAAGCUGGGGGAUGAUGAGCACCAGGCAACUGGCUUCUUGAGCCAAACUCUGCUCGGUUCUCCUGGUUCAGCCAGGGACUGGCUGUGUACAGCUCGUAGAACGACUGUCUGAGAACAUCAGGCCAGACCGUGCUUGUCCAUCCACAGAAUUAGCACACAACCCAGAAAGGAUUGCCAACAGUGCCAGGCGAAUCUAGAAGGAUCGUCCAGCCAACUGCUGGAGGAGAGGGGCCAGUGUAGAGAGAGCAGAGCCCUCGCAGCCCUGAUCGGGCGUCCAUGCUGACCGUGGAGCUUCUGUGGGAAACCAGACUGUGCCUCAACUUGCGCAUCCAUUCUCACCACAAAGGGGCAAAGAACCUGUCUUAUUCCUCACUUUGUCCAAAAGCUGCCAUCUCUCUCCUGUGGAAAUCCAGGAGAUGUGCUGCUAGCAACUGUCACAGCUCCAACAUUCUUCACUUCAUGUUUUCUGAUGAGGCAGAGUCUCCAUUUUUAUUCUCUUUUCUUAUGAAGGGGGAGAGGAAGGUGUUCUGGAUUCUAUCUUUAAACCCCAACCUUCCAAUAAAAUUGGACUUGGGACAGGACCUUCCUCGCCCCUGUGGCCUUUUCCCUAACCCUCUCCACCUCUCGCUGUGCCCAGAGCUGGCCCAGCCCUGGGAGAGUCCCUCACAGCCCCUGCUCCCCCCAGAGCAGGGGGCGGCACACGGUGGUGCUGCAGAGGGAUGCAGUGCGUGCCCCAAGCGGCCUGAGGGGGCAGGGGCAGCAGAUGUUCCUCGUCAGCCUCGCACGCCCCUGCGUCCUGCCGAAGCACGCGCUGCUGCUGCAGCUCCCAGACAGCUGAGAAGCUUGAAGUCCACCGCCCGCAAUUUCUCCCCAGCUCCCCCCUCCCAGCAGUGUUACGGCUUUGGGUUCUAGUAGAGCACUUUUUUUUAAAGCUCCCAUUUUAUAACCACUAGUUUGCAUUUUAUUUUAAUACCCUGGUGACAUGCUGCAUGAAAUGUUUUCCUGCUCUGGAAAUGUAUGCAGCUCCAGCCAGGUUUUCUUCCCGAGAGUGAAGCCCCCUUGAAGGCAGGGGAGCAGGAAACGUGCCUGUCUCUCAGAGUGCCAGAGUCUGAGUGAGCCAGACAGUGGGCCGCCAGGUUCAGUGUCACCAGAGGGACGCAGAGGCACCCCAGCCUGGGUUCGAGGGCCGCCAGCAGUUCCCUGUGGGUUCUAACCCUGCUCAGAUGACGUCUUCAGUCCUCUGCCCCCUGGAGCCAUCCUCCAGCUGCUUUCAAUCUGCAAUGAUAGACUGUUAUUUAUCCUUUCAAAAAGAGAAGUUUUUCCAUGGGGCAAGAAGUGAAGAGAGUUUAAAGAAAAAAAUGUUGAAGGUGGUAACAACUGAGCUACAAAGGGAAACGGGCCAUUUUAUGCGCAAUAAAAGUUUUUAAAAGAAA
This is a messenger RNA of Equus quagga, 9890 nucleotides long. RefSeq names its product microtubule associated monooxygenase, calponin and LIM domain containing 3 (gene MICAL3). Gene Ontology annotation, molecular function: FAD binding; protein binding. NCBI's taxonomy places the organism in Eukaryota, Metazoa, Chordata, Mammalia, Perissodactyla, Equidae. The record is from RefSeq and is a predicted model, not a curated record.